AUGGUCAACUUACCUUCCUUAAUCAUGGUUCCAAGUUUCUUGAUUUGCAGCAACAACAACAUCAACCAUUCUUUCGAAAGAAGAUUAGUAGAAUGUUUGGCUGAAGACUACAAUGUCAACGUGAGGCCUACCAAGAACCAUAAUGAAACCUUAAACGUUUACUGGGAACCAACGCUCAUCAAAUUCAUUGAUGUGUGGCAAGAUUCCUACCUUCAAUGGUCUCCCGAUUUGUAUGGCAGCAUUCAGGUGGUCGAGGUGGUGGUUGACAACGUUUGGAAGCCCAAGCUAGCUGCUAUCAAUAACGCCGGAUCUUCCCUAACUACUUCCGACCCCCAAAUAAAUUCUCUCCUGUCAAUCAACCACACCGGCCACGUGACGUGGCCGCACAGAAUCCGUCUACACGUCGAAACCAGCGUCGACUACAGCUACUUCCCGUACGACACUCAAAAGUUUCUGAUCAUGAUCGUCAACCAGUCUCCGAAGGUGGAGAUGAAGUUUGAAGAGGUGGGCAAAGGAAGUAGGGAUAAGAUUUUUGAUGGGCAGCUGCAGUUUAUGGAUCAGCAUCUCGGAUGGAAUCUGGCCUCUCACAUGGAGAAAAAUCUAAUGGUGGAGUACGAGAUAGUCCUGAAGAGGAAUCCGACGGUGUACACAUACGCCUAUGUCUACCCCGUUGCCGUUGUCGGUCUGCUGAUCCUCUUGUUGCUGUUACUGCCCGCGCAUAAAAGUGGAUACAGAUUUGUUGUCGCUACGCUCCUGUUGAUAACUCUGCUGUUGGUGAUGCUGCAUGUUCAGAGGGUCGUCCCCACAAACAGCAGACGGACGCCUAAGAUAAUGUCAAUUCUUGUAUACGAGCUGGUCACCAUCUUCGUCGUCUUCAUCGUCUCAUGUAUCACUCACGUCAUAUCCAUGAGAAGCUGCAGCAAUCGGACUGAACUGCCAUCUGUCGUCAAAAUGGUUUUCUUCAAUAAGCUCAUGAGAAUCAUUAGCUGCUGUGGUGCCACGGUUGAUUCCAGCAUGACGUCAUCGUGGUCGUCGUCACGUGGUUUCCGCCACACGCUCUUCAACAACGAAGAUGAUUAUGAUUACACUAACAACAACAACAACAACAACAAUAAUAAUAACAACAAUAACAGCAAUAACAAUAAUAAUAAUGGUAAUUUAUUUGAAUUUAACGAAAUUAACGGGGUAUCAAUUAAAAAUGGAGAAGAGCUGACGGUUGUUGCUAAGAGACUACUCUCACUAUCGAGGACUCUUAAUCAUUUGCUUAAUCAUUUGAUUAAAAGCUCUAAUCAUCACGAUCGUCGUGACGAUGAUUACAAGAGAUUAGCUUCAAUCAUUGAUAGAUCGAGCUUUCUUCUGCUCAGUGUCAUAUCACUGAUUGUCGUUACAUCAGUUUGUAAAUGAUGAUGAUGGUGGUGUGUUGAUGGUGGUGGGAUGAUGAUAAUGAUGAUUAUUAUGACGAUGGUGUGAUGGUGAUAAUGAUGAUUAUUAUGAUGAUGGUUUGAUGACGAUGAUGAUGAUGAUGAUGAUGGUGAUGAUGAUUAUUACGAUGUUGGUUGAGGGUGACGUUGAUGAUGAUUGUAGAGGUUUAUUUAAAAUUAUUUUUAAACUUGUUUAUAUGAAUAUUCAGUUUAUUUCUACUUUUUAAUAAUGUCUUCAGAGAAGACACACAUUUAUAUAGAUCCAUUUUUAUCAUGUAUUGAUAAAUUUAUCUGCGUUUUAUCAUUCCUAUGAUGUUGUGGUCUCCAUUCAUACUAAAGAAUUUGUUGUAUAUAUUGAUGUAUAUUCUUUAAAUACUUUUAAAAUGGUAUUUUAUACCUAUUUUUUAUGUAAAUUUAAAUAUUUAUAUAUAUAUAUAAUGGAAGAAUCAAUAAAUGGAAUGAAUGAAUGAAUGAAUGAAUGAAUGAAUGAAUGAAUGAAUGAAUUAUCGAGAUAAAUGCUUUUUUAUAACUUACUAACUGUAUAUUAUGUAUAUAGUCUUAGAUCACUAUCUACAUUCUUUUAUUUUUAUAUUUUUAAUAAAAGUAU
Helobdella robusta is the source of this 2028-nucleotide messenger RNA. RefSeq lists its product as hypothetical. The coding region runs from base 1 to 1404 and encodes 467 amino acids. Gene Ontology annotation, molecular function: transmembrane signaling receptor activity; extracellular ligand-gated monoatomic ion channel activity. NCBI's taxonomy places the organism in Eukaryota, Metazoa, Annelida, Clitellata, Rhynchobdellida, Glossiphoniidae. The transcript is spliced from 9 exons. Gene Ontology annotation, cellular component: membrane. The record is from RefSeq and is a predicted model, not a curated record. Gene Ontology annotation, biological process: monoatomic ion transmembrane transport.